AUGACUCAACCCCACAAAUGUGCUGCUGUCGUCGUGGGAGCCGGUCCGGCCGGUCUGGCCGUGAUGGGGAAUCUCCUGGAGAAACAACUUGGAGGGAAGAUUGCCUGGGUCGACCCGUUCUUCCAGGGUGGCCGAAUCAACCGCAAAUACCGCGAGGUUCCUAGCAACACCAAAGUGUCCUUUUUCCAGGCGUACGCCACGGCCGUUCAGCCGUUCCGCACCGUCAUCAACAACACUCGCAUCCCCAGUCCAUUUUCGACCAUGGCCAAACUCGAUCAGGAUAAAACUUGUCAUUUGCACCAUGCGAUAGAUGUGGUCCGGGCUCUUACCGAUGGUAUUAACAAAAUGGACCGUGUUCUGCCAUGCCGAGGGGUUGUCACAGCUGCCAAUCUGGCAGAGAAAACUGCUACCUGGACCGUUCGAAUCAGGUUUCAGGAUUCACAGGAUGAAGUCGAGGUGCUGACGUCUCGACUCGUCUUCUGUACCGGGUCGUCCCCUACCGAGGCUCCCAUCUCCGUCCCGGGACACGACAUCGAGAGGCUAGACCUAGAUGUAGUGUUGAAGCCUAGUGACCUGGUGUCCUAUCUCCCCCAGGAUACGCCCUUGACCGUCGCUGUAGUGGGCGCCUCUCAUAGUGCCAUCCUAGCCCUUCUCAACCUGAUAGAUUUGGCCCGCAGUUCUCACCCCGAGCUCCGUAUCAAGUGGUUCACCCGCCAUCCCCUCCGGUAUGCCGAGUUCAUGGACGGUUGGAUCCUCCGGGACAACACCGGGCUCAAGGGCUCCGUGGCCGACUUUGCUCGCCAGCAACUAGAAGACGACAAACUGCCCCAUUCCGAGGCCGGACGGUUCAUCACCAAGGUGGACUGCGGAAGGGGGCAAGAGCAGGCACAGUUCGAGCAGCAUCUGCCCUCAUGCUCGCACGUGGUGCAAGCCAUUGGAUUCACGCGGGACCCGCUCCCUGAGCUGUCCGUCAACGGCUUCUCAUUGGAGCCCGAGUUCGACUCGGUCUCGGGCGGCUUUCGCGACGGCAACGGCCGCGUUGUCCGGGGGUUGUACGGCGCGGGAAUCGCGUUUCCGGAGCGGGUGGUCGAUCCGUAUGGCAACGUCGAGCACGCGGUCGGGUUCUACAAGUUCAUGAAUUUCCUGAAGCGGGUGUGUCCGCAGUGGACGUCGUAG
Molecule: messenger RNA, 1176 nt
Organism: Aspergillus sclerotioniger CBS 115572
Lineage: Eukaryota; Fungi; Ascomycota; Eurotiomycetes; Eurotiales; Aspergillaceae
Exons: 3
Coding region: 1-1176 (391 amino acids)
Molecular function (GO): oxidoreductase activity
Source: RefSeq, a predicted model, not a curated record